CGUUUCUCCCCUUUGCAGUGUGUUCCAUGGGAAACAGCACCAGCCGGCUCUACAGCGCGCUCGCCAAGACGCUGAGCAGCGGUGCCGUGUCCCAGCACCAGGACUGCCUGGAGCAGCCAGACCCAGCCCAGCUGGAGCCCAUAAAUCCCAAGGAUUUGCUGGAGGAAUGUCAGAUCGUCCUGCAGAAACGGCCACCCCGGUUCCAGAGGAAGUUUGUGAACCUGAAGAAGAAUGCUGCCAGUAACCACCACCCCAUUCGGGUCAUGCAGUGGAACAUCCUUGCCCAAGCUCUCGGAGAAGGCAAAGACAACUUUGUUCAGUGCCCCAUGGAAGCUCUGAAAUGGGAAGAGAGGAAGUGCCUCAUCCUGGAGGAGAUCCUCGCCUACGAGCCUGACAUCUUGUGCCUGCAGGAGGUCGACCACUACUUCGACACCUUCGAGCCGCUCCUCAGCCGGCUGGGCUACCAGUGCACCUUCUUCCCCAAGCCGUGGUCGCCGUGCCUGGACGUGGAGCAGAACAACGGGCCCGACGGCUGCGCCCUCUUCUUCCUCAAGGACCGCUUCGAGCUCAUCCACAGCGCCAAGAUCCGGCUCACCGCCAUGAAGCUGAAGACCAACCAGGUGGCCAUAGCUCAGACCCUGAAGUGCCACGACAGCGGGAGGCUCUUCUGCAUCGCCGUCACCCACCUGAAGGCCCGCACGGGCUGGGAGAGGUUCCGCUCCGCGCAGGGCUGCGACCUGCUCCAGAACCUGAAGAGCAUCACCCAGGGGGCGAAGAUCCCCCUCAUCGUCUGCGGAGACUUCAACGCCGAGCCCACCGAGGAGGUCUACAGGGAGUUCUCCAACUCCAGCCUCAACCUCAACAGCGCCUACAAGCUGCUGAGCCCCGACGGGCAGUCGGAGCCCCCCUACACCACCUGGAAGAUCCGGCCCUCGGGGGAGUGCCGGCACACGCUGGAUUACAUCUGGUACUCCCAGCACGCCUUGCACGUGAACUCGGCCCUGGGCUUGCUGACUGAAGAACAGAUCGGGCCCAACAGGCUCCCCUCCUUCCAUUAUCCCUCUGACCACCUGUCCCUGGUGUGUGACUUUAGUUUCAAUCAAGACCCCGACAGGCUGCUGUAACCCCUCCGAAAGCCACCUGGCAUUGCAGUGUCUUAACUUGCCACUCUUUGAUUUUAGAGAAGACUUUUGAAGCUGGAAGCUAUUGAAGGAUGAGGAAAUACUGUUGAUUAAACGUUAUUUCGGGCACUUGUUUGGAGCU
This is a messenger RNA of Merops nubicus (carmine bee-eater), 1263 nucleotides long. RefSeq names its product CCR4 carbon catabolite repression 4-like (S. cerevisiae) (gene NOCT). The annotation marks the transcript as partial. Gene Ontology annotation, biological process: circadian rhythm. NCBI's taxonomy places the organism in Eukaryota, Metazoa, Chordata, Aves, Coraciiformes, Meropidae. The record is from RefSeq and is a predicted model, not a curated record. Gene Ontology annotation, molecular function: poly(A)-specific ribonuclease activity. The transcript has 2 exons.